AAUGAGAGCCAGCCGAGUUUCUAAGUAGCAAACCACCCAGCCUUGUGGUCAGAUAAACAUUUAAAUUCUCUGGAUUGGAUUAAAAAUGUUGGUACUCACUUCUCCAAGAGGAAAGUCAGAAGUGGUUCAUUGCCGAAGAACAGAAUCGCACGAUGUUUAUUGUAUCAAAAGCCUCAUGAGAAAAUUUACCCAGAAGCUGUUUGGGAGGCUUAAUGUCAUCUAUCUUCUAGAAAAGGCAAACCUGGCCGUUACUCUCUGCAAUGACAAGGAAGAGAUCAUGGCCCAGGCGACCUUUGUGGAUUAUCCCAACUGGAACGUUGCCAAGCAAGACGACUGGGUGUCAUUGUUCCGGGAGCUUGACAGUAAAAUCCCGUGCACACCCCUAAACACGCUGUUCAUGCACCUCUUUGUGGCUGUCGACGAGUAUUCCAUUGGCUGCUGCAAAGAGAUUAUUCGGACCGUGUUUAAGGCGGUGCCAGAACUGCACUUCAUCUUUCUCAUAGUGCCGGCCUACAUGAGCUUAGGCUCAACUCUCAUAACUGUCUUUACCCAAGUGGGGAGCAUCCCCAACCUGACAUUUGAGGAGGACUUCGCAGUGUACAUAUGUCACCGGCACAACCAUUACCCUCAGCUGCAUAUCCGCAGAGCCAGGGUGGAAGAUCAUGACGACCUCAUGCCAAUAUUUAUGCACCACGACACAAUUCUGAGAGAGACUUAUGGUGAAUACUUCCUGGCGGAGCUAAUAGAGGCCCAAGACGAAGAGAAUCAUGCUGUCGUGUGUGAGGUGGAAGGCAUAGCCGUUGGGUUCAUGAGUGUGUGCUCGAGAGUGAACAUGGAACUCCUGCACAAGUGCUUCGACCUGGGCCCUUUCCACGGACUCUGCAGCCCACAUCCUGAAGAUGUUCCGGAACCAUCAAGAGAGCUAAGUGAUCAAGGAAGUGAAGAUACUGCACUCAGGACUGGCAGCCAGGUUUCCCAAACUCUUGAGGAGCUGCAGGAACCUGAUUCCCCAGAAGCCAAAGAAAGCAUCCAGGCAAAACCCGUGGAAGAAGCUGUGACCGAGGAACUUUUAUCAGUGGUUCAAAGUGGCUAUGCUAGUGAAGUGGAGAACAUGGAAAAGCUCAGCGAAGUUUCCAUUGCAGAGGUGAUAGAUUACGAUGUCAACACUGAGGGUUCGGUGUCCACUUUACUGCCUGAGAAGAAGGGCAACUUCCGCCCCAGCUAUAGGGGAACGCCAGCUGCGUUCUGUAUUCAGCUGUUUUGUAUUGAGGAGAAAUAUGAAGCCAGGUCGCUGGACUUUAUGAAUUUUGUUUUCAGUCUUUUUCCUGACAAGAACUUCUGCAUCAUUUCUCUGCCCCAUCUCACCCCCGAGUUUGUCCUCAUCCAGAACUUUGUGAAGGCUAUCCCCUUCAACAACUGCACCCUCGAACAAGAUCUCUAUGUAUUCCACCGGGCAGGACUGCUCAAGUCCAUUAAUAUAAGAUUAGCCACUAACUUGGAUACCCCUGGUGUUGAAAAUCUCGUCAGUACUCUUAUGCUGAAUAAAAGCAUCUUGAAUGAUUUAAACCAAUAUAAUGCAGCUCACAGAGACCCUGAUGGCACGUCACUGCAGGCGUUUGUAGCCGAAGUUGCAGAACAAAUAGUUGGCAUUGCAGUGAUCAGAAAUGAAAUGGACAUCGAGUACAUACGAUCCCAUUACAACAUCGAGGACUUCAUCUACUUCAGUCACCACCAGCGCGAGGAACAUGGGCACUUGUACCACUUCGCCCUGAACCCCAUUUUCCGCCACUACACCAAAUUCUUCCUGAAGGAGAUCCUUCGUUUAGGCUUUAAGUCCUGUCUCUACUACCCGGUUUAUCCGCACCUCAGGGAAGGCAAGUUCCAGAAUCCCUACGCCCACUCCCUGACAUCUGCCCUUCAUUACUUGGUUCCCGUGCGGCCACGACGACAGAUUGUCUAUCCUUUGGAAAAGCUUGGCAUCAACGCCCCAUCAAAGGAGGUCUCCAAGGACCCGUUGAGUUUCGCCUUGAAUCACACAAACAGAAAACUAACGUUGGAACCUAAAAUAACUGUCAGUGCCAAGAUUGUUGUGGUAGGUGCAUCCAAUGUCGGAAUUUCCUUUCUGGAAACAUUGGUAUUUUGCCCUCAUCUGAAGUUCAGUAACCUGACCCUGAUUUCAACCCAUGGACUCCCAGGAAAAAACCUCCUGGGCACUGAACAAAGGAGGUUUUUAGCAAGCGACCACUGUUUUAAUGAUAAAGAUUAUGCGCUGAUGUCACUUUGCUCCUGGGUGAACGUUGUGGUCGGUCGGAUGACGGGCAUCGACCGAGCGGCCAAGCACGUUGUGGUUUCUGAGGAAGAAAUUGUGCCGUACGACCACCUCAUCCUCUGUACCGGGCAGCAGUACCAGGUUCCGUGCCCUACGGGAGCCGAUAUUACAAAACACCUGACAAACAGAGAGAUUCCAGACAACAGUAAGCAGCAAUACACUGGUAAAGUUCCUUGCAAUCAUUUCACUCUCAACGAUGAAGAAGAUUGCUUUAAGGCACUGACUUGGAUAAAAAACAACUCCAUCACUACUGAAGGGAAUGUCAUUGUCUACGGGAAUACAAUUGAUGUCUACACUACAGUGGAAAUGCUCUUACACAUUGGCGUGAGAGGCUCUAGCAUCCACCUCGUGCACCCCCCACCCACUUCCAACAUCACCUGUAUCAACAACUACUCGGUGGAAAACGCGGUGGAGAAUGCACUUCGAGAGGCAGGAGUUACCAUUUACCGGGAUGCGCUUCUGGCGCAGUGGAACAAUGGGGAGUCCCCCGACCCCAUCCAAAGCGCCAGCUUCACCACACCCACCAAGCCCUUCCGACUACAGUGCUCUAUGUUCUUCAGCUUCUGUGAAAAGAACGUGGAUUAUGAAACUUUUAAAGCAUUCAACGAUGCAUGUCUUGUCUAUGAUGGCCGACUAGUGAUUGAUACCAACUUCCACACCAACGACAUAGCCAUCAGGGCUGCUGGGUCGCUCACCAAGUUCUCCAACCGAUAUUAUUCAAAGGACUGGACACACAGCAGCUUCAGUUCCAAAGAAAUCGGCUUUCAGCUUGCAGCAGCCAUGCUCAAUCUCUUUGAUCCAACCCUUGAGCCUGUGACUGAACCACCAGCUGACCUUGAUCGACUCAUCCCCAUGUACAAGGGAGCCAAGAUCCAAGGAGGCAUUCUUCCCGGGCAUUACCAUUAUCUGCACAUUGCCAAGCCUGCCAUUCCAACUCCCUUGGAAGUACAAAUGGCUCAGCCUGAUUCCGGUAUAGAAAUAGUUACAGGUAAUGCACAAGAUGGGAACUACUUCAGAAUUCAUGUUAACAAGUACAAGAUGGUGGAAACCAUCACGUGCCUCUCUAAGGAGCCCUUCCCGGCCUCCAACUACAUUUGCUUGUUUGGGCAGCACGAGCAAGUCCUCAACAACCUGUGCGAGCGCUACGACACCAGCCUGAUCUCGGAUCUCUACAGCUACUUCUCGGAGUCGUGGUGUAUGGCCCUCUUUCACGAUCGUUUUAUUGAUCUCAGGAAAGAGUUACGCCAAAUCUUAGCCUCCAAGGAGGAGGAAGACUUGCCUACCAUAGAAAAGUUGGCCCAUCAGAUAGAAGAUGAGGAAAUAAGCCUGAAUGAGAAACCCAGAAAAUACCUCCAAAGAGUUUUCCAGGAAACCAUCUAUAAAACCCUGGUGGAGAAGAGUAUCCUUGACUAUCUGCACUAUAACCACUACCACCUGCCCAUGUACGCGUGGCCAGGCAUCAUUUAGUUGUGACCACAGUCUCCCCUUUAUUUUCCCCCCAUCCAUUUAGUUCCUGGAAGUGCUCUGUAUAAACAGGAAGCGUCUCUGAAGUUUUGGUCCUUUCUUCCUAACCCGGCUGAUGCCUGUAGUUUUCGAUUCUUCCAGUAGGUGGCGCGGGGCCACGCGUCUCUCUCCCGGGGCAGGGAGCCGCUCUUCAAAUCCCCAGAGCUGAUGCUGUGCAGAUUAAUAAUCCAUUUCAGCAAUAAAGUGAGA
This is a messenger RNA of Choloepus didactylus (southern two-toed sloth), 4042 nucleotides long. It is a transcript of the gene CFAP61, whose product is annotated as cilia and flagella associated protein 61. The coding region runs from base 86 to 3796 and encodes 1236 amino acids. The record is from RefSeq and is a predicted model, not a curated record. Lineage: Eukaryota; Metazoa; Chordata; Mammalia; Pilosa; Megalonychidae. The transcript has 27 exons.